Messenger RNA from Effrenium voratum, 1223 nucleotides. Lineage: Eukaryota; Dinophyceae; Suessiales; Symbiodiniaceae. The record is from the annotation of a GenBank genome assembly.
ACAGAUCAAACGUGCAAAUCAGCGCAUUCAUCCGAAAAGAACAUGGCUGCGCCCAAGUCUCAGGCCUGCUUCCUGCUUACUGUUCUCUUCGUCGGCUUCAGUUGUGCUUUCGUCAACAGCUCGGGUCGAUUCGGAAGAUCCUGCCCACGCACAGUCACAAGAGCUGCAGCCGCUGAUAGGCCAGUGGUCGCUGUGGUGGGGGCAAAUGGCCGCACGGGGUCUUUGGCAGUGGAGGCCAUCGCCAAAGGAGGGCUGGCAAAAGCCAGAGCCUUGACAAGGUCAGGCAACUGGCAGCCGGAGGACGCAAGCAUCAACCAAGAACAAUUCGAAGUGGGACAGGCCGAUGUCACUGAUGCGUCAUCCCUGGCUGCAGCUUUUGCAGGGGUGGCGGCUGUUGUGUUUGCAGCGGCGUAUUCGCGAGGGAAGACGAAGCCGCAAGAUGUAGACAAUGCUGGUUUGGUGAACUGCGCCAAGGCGGUCCUGGAGCAGGGUGUCGAGCGGCUGGUUGUUGUCAGCAGCGCUUCGGUCACCAGACCCUAUGCCCCAGUGGGGAUUCUAUUGAACACGAUCGGAUCUGGCGUGCUGAGCGAAAAGUUGGAGGGCGAGGACAAAGUGAAAGAACUCUUUGAGGGAAGCGAGUCAUCGUAUACGAUUGUCCGCCCUGGUGGUCUCACAAUGGAACCGCCUGCUGGCUUUGUGGAGUUGCAGUUCAAUCAAGGAGACACCUACGUGGGCAGUGUACCUCGUGCCGAUGUUGCUGCUGUAUGUGCCGUUGCAGCCAGCGACCCGCUGAAUAGUGGUGCAAACAAAACCUUCGAGAUGUUCAAGGGCCGCGGGCGAUCACCUUUGCUGCCGUGGUACCGUGGCAAGACCCGAUACAUGGUUGGCGGCGUAUCUGACUGCAGCGCCAUGCUGGCACGGCUCAGGCCAGACAAGGAAGUUUACGACAUUCCUGGGGCUCUGCCAAUUGGCCUGGCAGACUUUGAAAUGGUUUGGGCCCGCCCCAAAUAAAUUACCUCUAUGGCCAUGACAUUUCGGAUUUUCCAUUGCAUCAGCUGCACGUUGCUUCGAGCUGCAGCUCCUGGAUUUUCCACUCCGCCACAAUAUAUUUUCAGUUGCUUCUCAGCCAAGCUGGGUGUGGGCAGUGUUCACGUCUGGGGUGCAGAAGCAGCUCUUGACACUUUGCGUGGAGUUGCAUGGUAGCCUUUGUCAGUUCGCAGAAA